AUGUUUACAGAGCAGGAGAAACAAAUACAUAAAAUUAAUCAAUCAUAUAUUGCAGAGUUAACUUCCAAUUUUCAAAAAUAUAAAAAUCAAACAAUGGUAGUCUAUGUAAAUGAUCAAUGGUGUUUAUUUCCAAAAUCACCAGAUGGAUCAAAAGAGAUAAAUAAAUUCAUUGUUUCAGAAACAGAGGGUAAAGUUUUUUCAUCUCAUGAAGAACUUCAAAAAUUUGUAUUUGAUAUCUUUAUAUAUAAUUAUGCUUAUCCAUAUAAGGAGAAGAUCAGUAUUGAACCUAUUUCAAACUCGUUAAUAUCAACUUAUCCAAAUAUGGGAGCUACUGAUGAAGAAUACGAAGAGUAUAAAUUAAAAGAAAAGAAUGAAACAUUAUUAUUAAUGAAAAAUAUGGGACUAAUUACUAAGUUAAAAAGAGAUGAACGUGUAAUACCUCAUUUUUUCAAAUUUGAUAAAGAAAAGAAUAAUUGGCAAGUAUUGGGGAUAUUAAAUUAUCAUCAAGUUAUAAGAUAUCUUAGUUUUUUCGAUGGUGAAAACAGUAUUAAACAAGCUAAAGUUAAAUUUGCAAAUAUGACAUUUAAAGAAAAGUUAGAAGUAGAACAAAAGGUUGUUGAAUUUUUAAAAACUGGGAAAUUAUUGCAUAAUAAGAAAAUCAUAAAUUUGGAAGAUAAAUUUAGACCUAGUAAAAAGGACAAGUAUGAAGGUUGGCAUAAAUUGGCUAAAUCGUUGUAA
Messenger RNA from Insectozyma verbasci, 738 nucleotides. Lineage: Eukaryota; Fungi; Ascomycota; Pichiomycetes; Serinales; Debaryomycetaceae. The record is from the annotation of a GenBank genome assembly.